Molecule: messenger RNA, 2913 nt
Organism: Striga hermonthica
Lineage: Eukaryota; Viridiplantae; Streptophyta; Magnoliopsida; Lamiales; Orobanchaceae
Source: the annotation of a GenBank genome assembly
AUGGAUGACGGGGAUCGCCGCAGCCGAGGCCGCCAAACAUCCGCCGGAGGCACCGAUCGGACAGGACAAGGACCACUGCCACCGGCGCAGCCGCAGCCCGCCAAGUACAUCCCGCCGCACCUUCGGAGCCGGGCGAGUGGUUCCGGUGCUGGACCCCACCCGUAUUCGCUCCAGCGAUCCGGCGAAAUUGGUCCCAUUGGGAGAUCGUCUGAUCCGCCUCCAGCUCCUCCUGCUCACCGGACCUCUCGAUUUGGGUCAGAACCUGGUAAUUCUGGUGUUAAAAUACUGAAUAUCCCGAAAGAGCACCCCCAAUCGAGUCCUCCGAAAAACACUAGUAACAAAAUUUUGCCCAUCAAACGACCGGAGGGAAGUACCCUUGGCGGAGGAAAGCCCAUCAACCUCCUCGUAAAUCAUUUUCUCGUCAGAUUCAAUCCAAAGGUCACCAUUUUCCAUUACAGCCUGGACAUUAAUGAAGCAACGUCCCGUGGGAAAAGACCCGUCAGAAAGUCCAGACACAAAGGCAUCCUGCGCUUGAUUAGAAAUAAAUUGUGCCUUGAUGACCCGGCUCAAUUUCCACUCAACCGAACUGCUUAUGAUGGCGAAAGGAAUCUGUACAGUGCAGUCCCACUUCCGACCGGUCAAUUCAAGGUAGAGCUUUCUGGUAGUGAAGAUCCUGCAGCUAGGAUUUAUCAUGUCUCGAUCAAGCUAAUGACCGAGCUAAAGCUUUCCAAGCUUGAGGACUAUUUAACUGGAAAGGUUCAACACGUGCCUCGUGACAUACUGCAAGGGAUGGAUCUCGUGAUGAAGGAGAAUCCUUCUAGAUACAGAAUCUCCAUUGAUCGGAAUUUCUAUCCUUCCAUUUUCAGGGAGGAAGAUGAUUUUGGAAAUGGUGUUGCAGCAUAUCGAGGUUUCCAAUCGACUUUACGGCCCACGUCACAGGGCCUCGCCUUGUGCCUGGACAGUUCGGUUAUGGCCUUUCGCAAGCCAAUGCCAGUUAUAGAUUUCCUAAAGGAGAAUAUUCCCCAAUUCAGCGGGUCGGAUUUUGAUCCGUAUUUGAGGAGACGGGUGAGUAAUGCGUUGAAAGGAUUGACGGUGAGAGUGACUCACCGUCUUACCAAACAGCUGUUUUCUAUAACUGGUUUGACCACACAGAGUACUCGUGAUCUUUGGUUUGACUUUGUUGACCCGAAUGGGCGAGAACAGACUGUUAAAGUCAGUCUGGUCGAGUAUUUCAAGGAGAAGUACGGGAAGGAGAUUGUUUAUCAGGCUGUUCCCUGCUUGAUUGUUGGGAGAAAUAAUCGGAUGAAUCAUGUCCCGAUGGAAUUUUGUGUCUUGGUUCAGGGGCAACGGUAUAAAAAAGAGCUGUUGGGUGAAGCAGAACAGGAGAAGUUUAAGGCGAAAUGUUUGGCUCGACCACUCGAGAGGAGGCAAACAAUAAGUGAGAUGAUGGAGGCACAUGAUGGGCCUUAUGGAGACGUGACGAAAAAUUUCGGAUUUCAAAUCGAUAAGAACAUGACAUCUGUCGAAGGUCGUGUCAUAACCCCACCCGAGUUAAAGCUAUGCACUCCCAAUGGUGCAGUCGAUAUCGUUCGAAUCGAAAACGAUAAACGCCAGUGGAGCCUAUCCGAAAACUCUGUCGUGGAUGGCAAAAGGAUAGAAACAUGGGCUUUACUCGAAUUCCGCUCGUCCAAUUCCCUCGAGCUCAAAUCUAAAGACUUCAUCAAGAAUCUCACGAACAGAUCCCGCAGCCUAGGGAUCCACAUGGAGGAGCCUCUACUUUCUCUCUCCACCAGCAUGCGCGAGUUAUCUUCUUUAACCACUCUGGAACAAUACCUCAGGAGGACCAUUCGAGAAGCUAGCAAUAAAAGCAGGACCAAAUUGCAAAUUAUAAUAUGUGUAAUGGCAGAAAAGCACCCCAGCGGCUACAAGUACCUCAAGUGGUUAUCCGAAACAAGAAUCGGCGUAAUUACUCAGUGUUGCCUGUCCGUGCACGCAAAUCGAGGAGACGAGAAGUUUCUCGUCAAUUUGUGCCUCAAAAUCAACGCGAAGCUCGGGGGAAGUAACGCCGAGCUAAUCCAAACACUUCCCAAUUUCGAUAACGGAGCAGAAAAAAACGACCAUGUCAUGUUCAUUGGAGCCGACGUGAACCAUCCGGUCUCGAAAAGAUCGACGAACCCUUCCAUAGCUGCCGUGGUCUCUACAAUUAACUGGCCCGCAGUUACCCGCUAUGCCGCUAGGGUUUGCCCGCAACACCACCGAACCGAAAAGAUCCUCGAUUUUGGACUCAUGUGCCGUGAUCUUGUCGAAACUUAUUUCCGGUUUAAUAAAGUCCGGCCCGCGAAAAUCGUCGUGUUUCGAGACGGGGUUAGCGAGGGACAAUUUGAGAUGGUGCUGAACGAAGAGCUCUCAGAUUUGAAACGUGUGGUGUGCACCGAAAACUAUGAGCCGAAAAUCACGCUCGUCGUGGCCCAGAAGAGGCACCAGACUCGCCUUUUUGUGGAGAACUUUCGGGAUGUGGGGCCCACGGGGAAUGUGCCACCUGGCACGGUGGUGGACACAAAAAUUGUGCACCCGUUCGAGUUUGACUUUUACCUUUGCAGUCACUACGGGAGGACAGGGACGAGCAAGGCCGUGAGGUACUCCGUUUUGCUAAACGAGAAUUGCUUCACGCCCGAUCAGCUGCAGAGGCUCGUUUAUGGUUUGUGCUUCACGUUCGCGCGGAGCACGAGACCCGUCUCGUUGGUGCCUCCGGUUUACUAUGCAGACCUGGUGGCGUACAGGGGCCGUAUUUUUGAGGAGGUGGCUAAGGAGGUUCGGGCACGGCCAGGGGCAUCUUCGUCCGUUUCGAAUGCUUUUGAUAGGAGCUUUUACGAGCUCCAUCCGGAUCUUCGGGACGUGAUGUUUUUCGUUUGA